Penicillium antarcticum is the source of this 1659-nucleotide messenger RNA. Its product is annotated as F-box domain protein. The record is from RefSeq and is a predicted model, not a curated record. The transcript has a single exon. Lineage: Eukaryota; Fungi; Ascomycota; Eurotiomycetes; Eurotiales; Aspergillaceae. Bases 1 to 1659 code for a protein of 552 amino acids.
AUGGGUUUAUUUAACAAAUUGCGACGCAGUUCGCGACGCAGUAAUAGCGCAGGCAUCGCGACCGAGCCAGAAUCCCCACCGCGCUUCGGCCGAGACCACACCAAACGACUCCCGCGGCCAGUACUGGCGCGCAUCUUCGCCCUCGUGUGUCCCCACACAGUCGACAACACCUACGGCACAUCGGAAGAAUCUGCCAGCGAUGGCUGCAUGCUCUGUGACAUGCGCGACCUAGCGCACUGCGCCCUAGUGAACAAGCGAUGGUUCCUAGACGCGCGGGAACUGCUGUACGAACCAAACACUUGGCCACAAAACGCAACGUCUAACAGAAAGACUAGAUACACGAACGUCCGCAUCGACCCGGUACACUACUGCGAGCUCGAAAUCGAAUUAGCCGCCAAGCGGAAACGCCGCUCGUUCUUCGACCGCAAUGGCGACCCGAUCGAUGCCCCGCAGGUGCGACUGGAACUGUUUAUGCGCAGCGUGCGAGAGUCGCAGGGGCUGGGCAAUAUGGUGCUCUCACUGCGCAUGCCAUACAUGACCCGCGAAGCCAACAAGGCCAACAUCGCCCGCACGAUCUCCGUCCUGCCGAAUCUCCGCUUCGUUGAUCUCCCGGUGGGUCUGUACAGUGACGAGCCGUCGUGUCUACCGCUGAAACAGGAGUUGAUGGUACGCUGUCCGGAGCUGCGGCGGAUGAGUUAUCGUCGGGGUGCCGAGGGGAGUUUUGCGCGUCUGUCUGGUUCGCAGCUGUGGAUAAAUCUGGAGGUGUUGGAGCUGUCUGGUGUACAGAUGGAGGUUGGCACAUUGCGCAGUGGACUCGCGGCAUUCCCGCAUCUUCGUGAGCUUACGCUUGAGGAGAUGGACUGGCUGGAUGACUCGGCGUUUGGCAUGACUGUGCCGGUGCCUCCAUUCCCUGCAGUGCAGUCUCUGACACUUCGAGAUACCCCCGGUGUGACGGCAAGCGGGCUUGCCUCAUUCCUGUCCACGCCGAGAAACAAGGCAGCGCUGCAGACGUUGACAUUCUCCAAUACUGGGGUUGCGCCAUCGCAAGUGCAUCACAUUCUCUCUGCAGCUCCGCGACUGGAGCGUCUUUCCAUUAUUCAGGAAGUCUCACGCUCAUUCCCUAUGGAGCAGAUUCCUCCUAUGGCGUCGAAAUCACUGCGCCUCCUGCAUUAUGAAAUCACAUCUCAAACCGAGGCUCACGGGAUGCCCCCGGUGGUGUCCUCCUACUAUGGCUACCUUAUUUCCUCGUUGAUGUCGCGGGCUCUACCAGCUCUUCGUGAUUUGUAUGUCCGCGAUGCCAACUUCCCCGACACACUGCUGCUCAUGCCUCCACCCCGACUCUUCGGCGGUGGUGAAAAUGGCCCCCAGAUGCGAGGUGGUUUGUCGCAGCCAUUGAACGUGUACAGCAAGGGUCUGGACGAGUUAGAGUGGAACUUUACACCAUACGACCCCGAACCAACACAUGGGCGCCGAGAUUCACGCACGCGCCCGGUGAGUUUCCACGAAGCCCAAUUGAGUCGAUCCUGGGGUGGCGAUGCGCGCAAAAGUGUGCUAGUCGGCAAUGGGUUUGGAGGAUUCCUUGCUGUGCCAGCUGAAGACGAACGGCCUCAAAGUAGUCAGGGCCACAAGCGACUGAGCCGAGGGGAUUUGUGGCGGUAA